Messenger RNA from Diatraea saccharalis (sugarcane borer), 1074 nucleotides. The record is from the annotation of a GenBank genome assembly. Lineage: Eukaryota; Metazoa; Arthropoda; Insecta; Lepidoptera; Crambidae.
AUGUCGAGGAGUGUGGUGUGUAACAGUGCUUCACUGCGCGGUGUACCGUCAGCAUUGAGUCCAACAGUGACGCAGUUGUCCUUGUCUCGGGCGGAUCUUCGUGUAUUACGUUCUGACGCAUUUGCUCACCUACGUCAGCUGCGCCGUCUGGCGUUGGAUGCCUGCAAUCUUACUAAGAUUCGCCCUUUUGCCUUCCGUGGCCUUCCGCGUCUUCGUGAACUCUACAUACAGCAUACUCCUCUUGCUACGGUCGAUGCAUUUGCGUUUGCUGCACUUCAGAACAUAACUUCAAUUGUGCUAAGCCAUAAUAGAAUAGCACAGAUCGAGGCUUACGCUUUUGCAGGCACUAAUUACAUAAAACUUGUUUCUUUACGCAACAACCCUAUCAAGCGAAUAUUGGCACAUGCGUUUUCAGGAUUAAAUGAUGUCGUACAGAUCGAACUACCCUCUGGAAUUAGAUCUAUAGAACCGCAAGCGUUCGCUGGACUUGAAGGAAUCGGUACACUAGAACUGGCUUACAUGGAUUUGCCAGCACUUUUGCAAGACACUUUCCGUGGUUUGACACGCGUAGGUCGAUUAGCGUUGCGUGAAUCAGAUUUGGGCGUAAUUCGAGUGGGUGCGUUUGAUGGCCUGCAAAGAGUCGAUGUAUUAGAGAUUUGUAAUAACAAGAUUGAUGCAGUGGAAGAACUGGCAUUGGUGCAAAAUAACAGUGUUCGCAGUUUCAAAUUAACCGGCAACCAUAUGUUGGAGUCGCCAGAGGCGGUGAUCUUGGAAGUAGAUGAUGUUGUGAUUAGUGGAAAUCAUUUACCUUGCGAAUGUGGCCGUGAUCCUCUAGCUAAUCCACUCGCGUUAACGCCGGACUUCGCUGAAGAGAACUAUUGUAUAUCGCCUUUGAAGGUGCGCGGUCGCAGUUUGGCGAGUGCAGCAAGCGCAGGGGCCGCAUGCAGGGGCGAGGCGGGUGGCAGCGCGCGGGCGCGGGCUGCAGCCGGGGCGGGUGCACUCUUGGGCGUAGCGCUCGCCCUCCCACAUCUCGUUCUCACAGUAACCGCGCUCGCUUUUUUCGCCGGUAGUUAA